AUGGCGGCAACCACGAAACAACGUUUCAAUCCAAAGGACGUUUCGAUUCCGAAACUGCCGCAACGGUCCAAGGAUAUUGAAAUAGCGUCGUCACCUCACUCAAAACGGGGGGUAGUUGUGGAAAUUGUGAAGUCAAAUUCUUGUGGUUUGUUGUCCUUGCUGUAUCUGACUGAUAGAUGUGCAAGAUUGGAGAAAUUGAAAGCACUUUUUUUCUUUAAUUUCAAUGAAAUUUCUGCUGAAUUCAAGGAGAAUUGGAUUUUGUUGGAAUUUUUUUUCUCAAAACGGGUUACAAUGAGCCAGGCAGAGAUGAAAGAGAUCAUAAGAAAGCAGAUAUUGAAUCCAUUAAACUCCUUCAAGGGGCUUUUCAAAGAUUUUCUACAGCUUCUAGACUACAAGCCAACACUGAUAAAAGCUCUAUUUACCAAGCUGGGAUGGAUGCAUAUGAAAAACAAGAUAUAUUGAACUUACUGGGGUUUGAAGAAGGUACUCUCCCUUUCAAAUAUCUAGGAGUACCCCUGUCAUCUAAAAAAUUAACUAUUCAACAAUGUCUGCCCUUAAUUGAGAAGAUCACAACAAGAAUUAGUUGUUGGUCUGCAUGGCUGCUUUCUUACUCUGGUAAACUACAACUAAUCAAAUCAUCAUUGUUUGGUAUUCAAACCUAUUGGCACAAAUAUUCCUUUUAUCCAAGAAGGUUAUGAAGAUGAUUGAAACAGUGUGUAGAUCUUUCUUAUGGACUGGUGAGGCAUCCAUUACAAAGAAAGCACUGGUAUCUUGGGAAAAAGUUUAUAUGCCCCAAACUGCUGGUGGCUUGAAUGUCAUAAAGUUGUGCACUUGGAACAAAGCUGUUGUGAUCAAACAAACAACUAUGGGUUGUUGCAAUAAAAAAAGACUGUUUGUGGAUAAAAUGGGUUCAUAACUACUACAUCAAAAAACAGGAUUGUGAGCACAUGCCUACACCUAAGGCUGCAACAUAGGUGAUCAGGAAAAUUUUAGAGACUAGAAAGACCCUGCAGAGUUAAUCCAUGAAGGGAUCCUUGAUUGAUCGACUGAAGAUUUUGCUGGUGCACGAACAAUUUUCAAUUAAGCAGGCCGACCUUAUACUGAUGCUCCAGUAUUAGAAAGUCCCUUGGAAGAGCAUAGUCUUACAGACAAGCAUCCAUCCCAUAUUCAAGUUCAUAUUAUGGUUGGCUACACAUGAAAGACUAGCUACACUGGAUAGGCUAAAUAAAAUAGGAGUGCAGGUGCCUCAAGAUUGUGCAUUCUGCAAAACCACUACUGAAACACUAGAGCAUCUAUUCUUUGAAUGCUCAGUAACAAAAAGUGUGUGGACCAGAUUACCGGUGUGGUUAGGCAUGAAAAGUAACAUAAAUGGAUGGAAAGGGGAGCUUAGCUGGGCUUAUCGAAUGGCUAAAAAAAAGACAGGGCGAGGGGCCAUUGCUAGCUAUGUAUUUGCUUUGCUAAUAUACAGUUUAUGAAGGAAAAGAAACAUGAUUAGAUUCCAGCAAGGCACUUUCGAGGAGCACAUAAUUUGCAGAGAGAUUGUCCUUCACGUGCACACUAGAGGUAGAAGACAUCCAUCAUGGCAACACAUAUUACAUAGCUUAUAUAGAUUUGCUUAGUUCCUUUGUAUGUGAUGAUCAUUAUAUCUUCUGUUUUUAGUCUUUUAAGCAAUUCCUAGAUUUGUAGUGUGUGAAUGAAAUGUGUAAUCAAGGACUAGAUUCAGAUUCUGGAUAGUAGAUGGUCAUCAAC
Molecule: messenger RNA, 1749 nt
Organism: Nicotiana tabacum (common tobacco)
Lineage: Eukaryota; Viridiplantae; Streptophyta; Magnoliopsida; Solanales; Solanaceae
Source: RefSeq, a predicted model, not a curated record